AUACAAAUUAAAACGUUGAUAAGAUAUAAUUCUUCAAGAAAAUGUUUGUAUUGGUGAAGAGAGAGGGCGCAGGGCGGCGGGUGACGGAGGACAACCGCCCUGAGUGAUGACAUGAAACACGUCAAGGUUCACCUUCUCUCACUCAAAUAGUAUUCUUGUGCGUAGUGCUCCUACACAACUACAAGCAAGAAUGAAGUGGUUUGAAGGAAGCAUUCCUGAGGCCAUUGGUGCUGCAAAAUCACGCAAUGCCAUUUUUGUGGUCUAUGUACAUGAUUCUUCAGAAGCUUCCAAGAGCACAGAUGAAGCAUUAGGACAAAAGGACAUAUCUUCUGUACUAGGUUCUGACAAGUUUGUAGCAAUUCAGUUAGAAAAUGGAACUGAAGGUGCUAAGCAAUUCUCACAGAUCUAUCCAUUAGUGUUGGUUCCAUCCUUAUUUUUUAUUAGUGGCCAAACAGGAAUACCCCUCGAGGUGCUCGGAGGGCCACUUAAUGUAGAAAAUUUGCGUCACAAACUUGACAGCCUGGUUCCAAGCCUUGAACAGGCUGCUGCAGCCAGUCAAGAUGGUAGCAGCCAGGAUACCUCUUCAUGUGAAGUUUCUCAAUCUAUCAUUAGUAGUGAUCUAAAAGAGGAACAUCAGGAUGAGUUGCAAGCAGCAGGUGGAAUGCUUGAGAAUUCUGUGAAUACACCCACAGGAGAGCCAGGCUUGCCAUCAGUGAGUGAAAAUGAGGCCUUAGUUGAGAGCAACGAUACUAAUGAAAAUGUUCAGUCAGCUGAAGAUAUUGGUGCUACAGGGUUUGAGAAUGGCAGUUCUAGUGAAACUUCUACAGAACAGUCUAUAGAGGAGAAAGUGGAAAGAGCUAAGUUCAUACUAGCACAGAAGCAGGCUAAAUUGGCACAGGAGAAAGCUGAUGAUGAAAAACGGAAAGAAAUUGAACGAAGGAAAAUGGGUCAAGAAAUAGCUAAGAAGAAACAAGAACAAGAAGAUGAAAUGCUCAGAGCAUCAGUAAGAGAGAGGAAGAAGGAUAAAGAAGAGGAGAGAUUAGCACGGGAAAGAGUUAAAGCUCAGAUUGCUGCGGAUAGAGCAGAGCGUGAAGCUCGUGCUGCCUUGUUGCAUGGUGAACAGCCUUCAAGUCAAGGCUCAAUUCCAGUUUCUAAUGCUUCGUCAUCUUCACCUUCCUCAUCUUCCGCUUCAAAUAGUAACAUUUCUAGACUGAAGUUUCGCCUGCCUGAUGGCUCUUCAAGUAUAGCACAGUUUCCAGCAGAAGCCACUUUAUCCGAGGUGCUGCUGCAUAUCCAGCAGAACGUCCAGCUCCCAUUUUCUAGUUUCAGCCUAGGAUCCACAGUUCAUUCGGGACCUUUCACUCCCGAAGACUAUAAUUCCUCACUCAGAGAUCUAGGGCUGGUUCCUUCGGCAAUUAUGGUAGUCUUGCCUACCAGCUCUAGAGGAAGUGGUACAUUAGCACCAAGUGGUGGAAUAUGGGACUUAUUGUGGAUUUUGCUAUCUCCCAUUACUUUCUUAUUUGGAAUAGUCAGUCAGUUCCUCAAUGGCAGAGAACCACGUACACCCCCACCCUCUCCAGAUGAACCAGAAGCCAAGCGGUCCAGAGAAGAUAGCUCUGGCAGCAAUCAGCAACGGCCAACAACAGCUUACAGAAGGCGUGGAGACACGAGAUUGCGGCAAGAAGGGAACAUUCAUCGUCUUGGAAAUGAUGAUGAUGAUGAUGAUGAAAAUAAUACCUGGAAUGGUAACUCAACUCAGCAGAUGUGAAAGCUAAAGGGCAACAAAUGUGACCAGUAGAAUAAAGGCAAAAUUCAUAAUGGCAACACACUUAUUCUGGUGAUGUAUUUAAUAUUUAGAAAAUAUAUUAUUGUUAAAGUGCCCAUUUACAGCAAGCAGCUCCUGGUGAUAUUUUUGGGUUUAAUAUUUUGUUAAUAUGAACUUUAACUGGAUCAAAAGGUUUAGAUUUUCUUGAAAAUUAAUUAGUACAGGUACUGUAUUUAAAAAAAAAUAGUGAUGAUUUAUCCAAAAAUGCAUUUUGGUCAAUAUUUCAGUUUUGUUCUGAGAAUGUUGUUACUAACAUGUCUUAAAACCUUGUAAGGUAAAUUAAGCUCUUGUAAAUUUAGAACUUGUACAAUAAAUAUGCAUGCAUACACAUGUACAAUGUUGUGUUCGUAUUAUGUACACACACACACACAUGCAUGGUUGAGUGUGAUUAUGCCAUGCAUGUGCACACAGAUGAGUGUGCUCAUGCCUUGUAUGCAUGUGCACACAGUUGAGUGUGUUCAUGCCAUGCACUUACACACACAGUCGAACAUGUUCAUGCCAUGCACGUACACACACAAUGAGUGUGUUCAUGCCAUGCACAUACACACAAUGAGCGUGUUCAUGCCAUACACGUACACACACACUGAGCGUAUUUAUGCCAUCUUUAAUCAGGAACAUAGUUUUUUGUUAUGGAUGACAGACAUUUUGUAUAGAACAACAUUCUUAUUUAUUAAUCUAUAUAUACAGUAUAUUCAACAAUUAUUUUCAUGAUGCUUUGAAGUGUUAAAAAAUGGGUGAUGGAGUUUGUAUCUGAGAAUAUAUUAUCAUAAUAGACUAUCCUUUAAGAAUUUGAGUUUUGUAGAAUAUUUUUCAUAGUUUUUGUUUGUGUGUCAAAUUUUAAAUAGCAUUUAUUUUGACUACUUGUUUUCCAAAUUUACGAUCAUUUCAUAGGUUUUUGAAUUUUUCUUGACAUUAUUAAAUAUGAGACAUCUAUCUUAAAAAUUUGAUAUGAAAUGUGGUGUUAUUUAAAAAUUACAGUAUUCUGUAAACUUUGAACCAUUUUAUAUAACCUCUUAAAGAGAGAGUAUAAGAAAGAAUCAAUGAAUAAUUUUGUAGAGGUGUGCAUGUAUCUAUACAGUACAGUACCUGUGUUUGCGCAUUUCAGAAUUUCAAGCAUGCGGUUGAAAAAUAUCUUCACAGCAACACACACAACCCAAAACUCAAAAUUAGAAUCCCUUGCUCUUGUCUGUUAUAUAACCAAUGGUUCUGUUAAGCUUUACUGUGUUCCAACCUAAGUUUCCAUGUUUAAACAAAAUAUUCAAGAUGCACUAGAUGUUGCUUAUUUCAGUAUGCCAUACUUAAUAUUUAUUACUCGAUGUAUCUGCUCAUAUUUUUUAUAUCCUUUAUUCCACAAUACAUUUUUUUUAACUUAAUAUCAUCACAUAAAUAUGUUGUACAGAACUGUACUCGGAAAUGAACAAAUUACACAUCGAUUACAAAUCAGUAUUCUCCUAUCUUUAAACAAUUUAACCAUCACAAGUACUGUAAACUGCUAAAGUUUACUGUACUUACAACCAGUUAUAUUCUAAUAUAUUCAUUGCUGUACUAAAUUUUGAUGGCACAUACAGAAGAAAUAAAUGUAAUUAAAAUUAUAAAGCAUACUGUUUGGCUGUAAUUAUUCUGAAACAAUUCAUGUGAUGUAUGUGUGUGAUGCACACUGACAUCGUACUGGUACUUGCAUACUCUGUUCCUAUAACCAAGUGAUGUUAAGGUCACUUUAAAUUAAAUAAUCAUUCAGGAUCAUGUGCAGUCCUGGAAGGGCUACAUACUGGCACCAACUCCAGUGAAUAUUUAAAUAAUUUGUUGAUUUGUUUUAAGUUAGUCUUAUGGUACUUUUAAGUCCAAGUUAUUAGUUCUUAGGCAUCAUUGUAGGAAUAAAAUAACUUUAUAUAUUGAGCCCUAAUUAGUAUAAAUUGCAUAACUUUACUCCUUCAAGUAAUGGUUCAUACAAUAAGAGGAAGUUUAUUAGAAAAGUACAAAAACCAUUAGCCUUAUCGGUGUUAAAUGUGGAUCUUUUGCCAGAUAUUGUGAGACAUAUUUGAUGAAUUUUAUGAAGGUAUCUUAUUUAUGUACAGAAGUGUUAGUGUUCUUGCUAUAAACACACACAUGUAUGGUACAUACACUUAUUUGGUCCACAGAUACUGUAACAUGUGCUCAUCAUUUUUAUUUUCCUCAAAUCAGAUGUACAUAUACUGUACGUAUCGGGUAAAUAUGGUUUCCCAUGCAGUUGCAUAACUAGUUUGAUAUUUACUGGAAGUCCUGAUGCACAGGAUGAUAUAAAGCAAUACAAAUA
Procambarus clarkii (red swamp crayfish) is the source of this 4118-nucleotide messenger RNA. The record is from RefSeq and is a predicted model, not a curated record. NCBI's taxonomy places the organism in Eukaryota, Metazoa, Arthropoda, Malacostraca, Decapoda, Cambaridae.